CGCAGCCAAUUCCAGUUGUCCCUCGUCCAAAUUGUCAGUGGGGACAGUGGACGAGAUGGGUACAAAUGGAACAAUGUGUUUGGAAUGGAUCUCCUCCCACUCAACAAUGCCCUAGACCUGGAGUUGCGAGGAGUCAAAGAUCACGUCGGUGCUAUUGUAAUGGGAGGGAAGCAGAUCCUCGAUUGUGUGGUGGUUCUCCAACACAACAGCACUCGAUACCUUGCUGCGUCGAUCGCACUCUACCUCCCCCACCAGGCUGUGGCAUAUGGGGAGACUGGGUGGUUGUUCCUGGUAAAUGCGAUCCACCAGCAGGUUGUAUCCCAUUGGACCCAGCGGGAAGGAAACGCGAAAUCGGAGAUUUACGAGACAAGCGGCAGUUUGUGUGUGUCGUAACAAAGUACAAAUGCGAAAAGGUCAGGCAGUGUAAACCAUGUCCAGGACCACAAAGAGGUUGCGUUGGAGCCGCAUCCAAAACAGAAGAUCGGACAUGUUGCAAAGAAGGUCCAACACCACCAACAAAAGCAACAACAGCGGCAACGAAGGCAACGAAGGCAACGCCAACAACCAAAAAGACGACGCCAAAACCACCAACAAAAAUAUGUCCAAUAUUUCAAUGGGGACAGUGGGUGUGUAUUCCGUUGACUCCCCCGACGCCGUGUGUAACUGUUAUUCCACCUCUAACACCACCGUUCGGGUGUAUCGCAAAAGUUGUUCAAUGCUCUCGUACCAAGACGUGUACUCCUUGUGGAGAUACAGUCUGCCCUGUUAUUCCAGAGGCGGAAAUAAGAGGAUUGACGUGCUGCUUGGUCUAACCCUAAGUAAAGAAUGAACUUGACACAACACACGUCUGAACAAAAGAAACUGAACAGUGAAAGCAGAAACAAUUAUGAUCAACAUAUCUUAUAACAAAAACUAAUUAAAGACCUAAAUAAAGACCAAUUCGCAUUUG
Owenia fusiformis is the source of this 949-nucleotide messenger RNA. The record is from the annotation of a GenBank genome assembly. Lineage: Eukaryota; Metazoa; Annelida; Polychaeta; Sabellida; Oweniidae.